UGUUUGAGUUCGAAGCAUUAAAUAGGGUAAAGAUAAUCAUUGGAUUUAGUCAGCAUGUGAGUGGAACUCAUGGAUAAGAUCAUGGUGGUGCAUGGACUUACCCUAUAUGAUCAGCAAAUUUUCAGAACCUUCGAUCACAAUUCUAACUCUUUCUCGCUUACCAAUCAACCUCUCUUCCUGUAACACCAACAGAAACACCAUUAAUCAUUCACAUUUCUUCCUCUCCUACUUCACAGACAGCAUGACCAUCCCUUCUGAUAUUGUGAUAUUCGAAAUACUCACAAGACUUCCCGUGAAAUCUCUACUCCGGUUCAGAUGCGUUUCCAAGCAAUGGCGCUCCGUAAUCACCGACCUAAACCUUCGUUGAUCAACACAGGAGCCGCUUCUUUACUCGGCCGGGCGGCACCACCAUCGUCCUCCCACUCCGAAGCCAAAAGUACAAGCAACCAAACAUCAUUUUCACCAUCCAACACCCACAACCUCCACUAUCACAUUCAGUACUCUGCAACCCCUCCACCAAGUCAACCUGCCUGAGUUCCGGUUUAAUUUCACCACCGAGUUCAUUAACAGCAUAAUCUGCUUGUAUGGGUCAUCUGCGUCUGCAAUCCAAGCACCAGAGUUUGACUCUUGUUCCUCCUUCGGCUUUGACCCUUCCACCAACACUUACACAAUUGUGAGGUCAUGGUAUCACUGCCAUGCCUCCCCUUGCAACCACUCCAUUUUCUUUCACUCUGGGCUCCAAUACAUGGAGGAGUCUCAAGGGUGGUCAUCCUCAUUUCAUUCAUACUCAAGGUGUGUGCAUCAAUGGAACUAUAUACGGGAAGAAUAAACCCUACAACUAUGGGCCAUUUGGGAUAGCGGCAUUUGAUGUUGGAGACAAGAGGUACCAAAUGAUUCAACUCCCCUUACCCCAUGAAGCCGACAUGAUGACUGAUCAUAUGGGUUCAGUUUUGAUACAAGUUGGUGAAGAUUUAGCCUUGGUGGACUAUGAGCAUCUAGUGAAAGGUAACAUUAUAACGAUGUGGGUGUUGCAGAUCAACCAUCAAGACAAGGUUUGGGCGGAGAAGAGAAUUGAGUUUCCAUCUCACUGGAGGGGAGUUCCAGAGGCAAAUACCUGCUUUCUCAUGAAGCCUAUGCUUGUUUUCACAGUCCAUACUGGGGAGAUUGUAUUGAUUCCAUCUGUAUUGUCUAAGAAUUUUGGUGUGUUUUACUAUGAUAUGGAGAAUAAAAGUUUAAGGGAAGUGAAAGUAUCUAGGUUACCAGACUAUGGGAUGACACACUAAUCCUCGAGCACUUUUUGCCC
Messenger RNA from Vitis vinifera (wine grape), 1303 nucleotides. RefSeq names its product F-box protein DOR-like. NCBI's taxonomy places the organism in Eukaryota, Viridiplantae, Streptophyta, Magnoliopsida, Vitales, Vitaceae. The record is from RefSeq and is a predicted model, not a curated record. The coding region runs from base 696 to 1283 and encodes 195 amino acids. The transcript has a single exon.